AUGGGCAUCGAUGAGUGGUGGAGUUCGAUCUUGAGCGCUUGCUCCGGGGAGCCCGUGCAGUCCUCCAUCGAUGGCUCCUUGUGCGGGUCUGUCGACCGCGUUGAGGUGCCGCCGCAAGAUGGCGCCAGCACGGCGAUCGUGGAGGCCAGUGAGCGCGAGGUAGUCGAGGACCGCCAGGAGGCCGUGGAGGAGCCUGAAGAACUGGAGGAGCUGGUCAAGCCCGAGAUGCUGGAGGAGUGGCGAAGGCACACCAUCAUGGAGCAUCAAAAGAUGGUCCAAGAGAGCCGGCAUUUGCACUGCGAAAGCUACUCCCAUCAUGGGGCCGCCAACCGUUACGGAGAGAUCUCCCACCUGCCUCCCUUCGAAGAAGGGCAUCACGUGCCCACGCUGGCGCUGAUCAAUCCCAUGUCAGGAGCUGCAGCCGGGGCUGACAUCCUGCGAGUUGCCAGGCGUUCGCCUUACUACAAGGAUCGAUUUUUCAACAUUAUCGAUGUUGUCAAAGGCCAACAUCGAGGUGGACUUCUGGACGUUUUCAGGAUUGAGCUGGGCAAAGCCAAGGACGAAGCGAAAGCAAUGGGAUUGAGGCCGCGCGUCAUCUCCGGCGGAGGAGAUGGCACUGGGUCGUUUGCGCUCUUUAUCGUCUUCUUGGCCUUGAAGGCGGAUCACGCGCGCGCCCUGGAAGGGCUGGAGGACACAGGGAAUGGCUUCAUCUGGACGGACGCGGAGAUGGCAGAGAGCUUUCCCGCGUUGGCGCAGAUGCCUUUGGGCUCUGCCAACGACUUUGGCAAUAUCCUUGGCUGGGGCCAGAAAUACCCAGGGGACGUGGCCUGCCCCUGCGGACCCUGCGGUGGACGUGAGACCGCCUUCGCCCACCUUGAGCGUUGGCUCAUGGCCGUGAUGAGCGACAAGUCCCGAGUCGUGAACUUCGACGUCUGGGGGCUGAUGCCUCCGAGGGGUCAGGAGAACUGCAACUUUAAGCUGGCGGAGCUCACCGGAAAACGCGGGCGAAACCCGAACGCCAAGGUGGAAGGGCAGCAUCAGGUACGUCUCAAGCAGGCGAAUAAGCCAGUGCCAUUCUUUAUCUGCCUGUACUUCUCCGCCGGGCUUGGGGCCUACAUGACCUCACGGUUCCAGAUCAACCGCCGCAAGACGCCGCUGAGGAACCGAGCAGAGUACGUCCGGCAGCUGCUCGGGAUCGUUACAGAGCCGACGCCUCCACAGCUGAACCUGCGCCUGACGGGCGUCACCAUCGACUGCGAGGAGGAAUCGUACUUCCCCCCUCGCCGCAAUCUGCCAGAUCAGGGAAGGAAAUACCGCGAAGUCGGCUUCUACAACAUCAACUGGCAGGCCCAUGGGCUGCACGGCGCAGAUCGGGCCUCCGUGGGCUCGCGGCUGUGCUGCUCCAAGCGCACCCCGGUGAUGUUCAACGACGGAAGGAUCGACAUGUUCCGGUGGAAGUUUGCGUCCUUCUUCAAGAACCCGGGCACCACGAUGAUGACUGACAAGAAGGAGGACAUGCUGCUAAACUUCAGCACCGAGAACCAGAAGGGAAGAGGCGUCUUCUUUCAGUGGGAUGGUGAGGCGCGAUACGCCUUCAGCCCGGAUGGCGAGGAUUUUCAAAUCUACAUCCGGAAGGUGCUGAACAUUCCCGUGGUCAUUGGACCAUGGGUCGACGAGAGACUCACUGGCAGUUUGAACAACGGUCGGCCUGUGGAGUUCGGAUUCUUCGGCAACGACCUGGAAGGCAAGCAGGCGGUCCGAAGGCGUGUCCUGCAACUCGUCAGUGGCGGGCUGGAUUCCGAGCUGAUCGCAUCUGUGGAGGAAAUUUUGGGUGCCGGCUUGACCAUGGCCGGGCCAUCUUGA
This is a messenger RNA of Symbiodinium natans, 1863 nucleotides long. The record is from the annotation of a GenBank genome assembly. NCBI's taxonomy places the organism in Eukaryota, Dinophyceae, Suessiales, Symbiodiniaceae.